UUUUGCUUUAGUCACCUCAAAAACCAAUGAAGCAGCAUCUUCUAGGAAACAGAGCCCAGAGAUAGAGAGAGGGGGUGAGUUUGAUUUAGAGAGCUAAACUGCUCUGUUUCCUUUAGUUCCCUGUUCUUAAGACUGUUUCAAAGAUAAGAACUGGCUGCUGUAAUGACGUCUUCGCUUAGUAGAGACCUCAUCUUUUUGAUUUUGCAGUUUCUUGAUGAAGAAAAGUUUAAAGAAACUGUUCACAAGCUCGAGCAAGAAUCGGGGUUGUUCUUCAAUGCAAAGUACUUUGAGGAGCUUGUGCUGGGUGGCAACUGGGAUGAGGUUGAGAAGUAUCUAUCUGGGUUUACCAAAGUGGAUGAUAAUCGUUAUUCGAUGAAGAUAUUUUUUGAAAUUCGCAAGCAAAAGUACCUCGAGGCGUUGGAUAAGCUUGAUCGGACCAAGGCUGUAGAUAUCCUCAUGAAGGAUCUGAAAGUUUUUGCCUCUUUUAAUGAAGACUUGUUUAAAGAAAUUACCCAGCUGCUCACAUUGGAUAAUUUUAGGGAAAAUGACCAGCUCUCCAAUUAUAGAGAUACAAAGUCAGCAAGAGCAAUAAUGUUGAUUGAGCUCAAGAAGCUUAUUGAGUCAAAUCCCCUUUUCCGUGACAAAUUGCAGUAUCCUAACAUAAAAAAUUCAAGAUUACGAAUGCUUAUCAACCAAAGCUUGAAUUGGCAGCAUUCGCUUUGUGGUAAUCCAGGGCAAAACCCUGAUAUAAGAACCCUCUUUUACGAUCACAGUUGUAGAAAUGCUAAUCAUGCGUAUCCCCAACUAGCAGCAAACAAUCACCUCAUAGCUUCUGCACCAAAGUCUGAAGGUUUUCUCCCAAUAGUUGCAAAUGGGUCAUUCCAACCAGCACCGGCUCCGGCACCGGCACCAGUUCAAACACCCUUAACAGCAUGGAUAUCCAAUCCCACAACUGUAACUCAUCCAGUAGUUCCUGGAGUUGGACUAAAUUUCAUCAGCCCAAAUCCAGUGUCAGGUAUAGCUGCAAUGCCAAAAGGUCCUGGCGAUUCUGAUGUGUCAAGGCCAAGAUUUUCUGGGGCUUUGGACAGGCAGGUAAUGUUGACAGGAAAUAAUUCUGGUCAAAAUCAUCAUGGCCUGGCCUUUAACAUAACCGAAGAGUUGCCCAGGAAUGUGGCAUGUACAUUAAAUCAAGGCUCGGCUCCCACAAGCAUGGACUUCCAUCCUCUUCGACAGACUCUACUUCUGGUUGGGACUGCUAUUGGAGACAUUAGUUUGUGGGACGUUAGUUCUAGGGAGAAGUUGGUCUCUAAAAGUUUUCAGGUAUGGGAUAUUGGAGCAAUUUCAAUGGUAUUGAAGGCAUCCUUAGUCAAAGACGCAUCUGUCUCAGUUAAACGUGUAUUAUGGAGUCCUGAUGGUUCUUUAUUUGGGGUUGCGUAUUCUAAGCAUAUGGUGCAGUUAUACACUUGUUAUGGUGGACAUGAUAUUCGGCAUCAUAUAGAGAUUGAUGCUCAUGUUGGAAGUGUAAAUGAUCUAGCAUUUUGCAACCCCAACAAGCAAUCUGUUAUCACUUGUGGUGAUGACAAGACCAUCAAGGUGUGGGAAGUGGCCACUGGUGCCAAAUUGUAUACGUUUGAAGGUCAUGAAGCUCCUGUUCAUUCGAUCUGUCCCCAUUCCAGGGAAACUGUUCAUUUUGUCUUUUCAACAUCACUGGAUGGGAAAAUAAAGGCAUGGUUGCAUGGCGUGAUGGGAUCUAGGGUUGAUUAUGAUGCUCCUGGUCGAUCAUGCUCCACAAUGGCAUAUAGUGCUGAUGGGAAAAGGCUAUUUUCAUGCGGGACCAGUCAAGAUGGGGAGUCACACAUGGUGGAAUGGAAUGAAAAUGAAGGUACUAUUAAGAGAACCUACCAAGGAUUUCAAAAGCGUUCCUUGGGUGUUGUUCAAUUCGAUACUACCAAGAAUAGGUUCUUGGCUGUUGGUGAUGACUACUCAAUCAAAUUCUGGGAUAUGGAUAACCCUUCUCUUUUGACAACCAUUGAUGCGGAGGGAGGCCUGCCAACAAGUCCACGUAUUCGAUUCAAUAAAGCGGGCAACCUAUUGGCUGUUUCCGCAAAUGAUAAUAGAAUCAAAAUCUUGGCAACAGUUGAUGGUCUCUGUUUGAUGCGCACCUUUGAAGGCCAUUCUCUGGUUGCCUCGAGACUUGGAAUUGCAUCUGAGGCACUGAUAAAGAAUGGUGACACCAGAAACUCAGAAGGUGUAAAACCAAGGGUGCCUGAAGAAGCACACCCACCAAAGAUAUGGAAGCUCACUGAGAUUAAUGAUCCUUCCAAGCUUCAUUCGCUGAGACUCUCAGCUCGUGUUAAAACAGAUAAGAUCGCGAGGUUGGUCUACACAAAUUCAGGCACUGCCAUCUUGGCACUUGCAUUAAAUGCAAUUCAUCUACUUUGGAAGUGGCCUCGAAAUGACCUGAAUUCGAGUGGGAAGGCAACAACCAAGGCUACCCCUCAAUUGGUGCAACAAGCAUCUGGCAUAUUAAUGACCAAUGAUCUCAUGGAUGCUAGACCAGAAGAGGCUGUGCCAUGUUUUGCUCUGUCGAAGAAUGAUUCCUAUAUCAUGUCUGCCUCGGGGGGGAAAAUUUCCUUGUUCAACACAAUGACAUUCAAGACUAUGACAGCAUUCAUGCCUCCGCCACCUGCAGCGACGUAUCUUGCGUUCCAUCCUCAAGAUAACAAUAUUGUUGCAGUGGGAAUGGACGAUUCCACAGUACACAUAUAUAAUGUUCGUGUGGAUGAGGUCAAGAGCAAGCUUAAGGGUCACUCUAAGAGAAUCACUGGUCUUGCCUUCUCUAGUGUGCUGAAUACACUUGUUUCCUCUGGCGCAGAUUCUCAGGUUAUCGUGUGGAGCAUUGAUAGGUGGGAAAGGAAGAAAAAUUGUGUCUUGCAGGUUCCAGCUGGAAGGACACCUGCAGCAAUGUCAGACACCCAAGUUCAGUUUCACCAAGAUCAAGUCCAUUUGCUUGUUGCACAUGACACUCAGCUUGUCAUUUAUGAAACAACAAAACUUGAAUGCUUAAAACAGUGGACCAUUGGAGAGUUUUCAGCACCAAUCUCGCAUGCAACAUUCUCUUGUGAUAGCCAGUUAGUUUAUGCUAGCUUCCUGGAUGGAACUCUGCGUGUAUUUAGUGCAUCAAAUCUUCAAGUGAGAUGCCAGAUUAAUCCCAAUUCCUAUCUUCCAUCAGAUGUCAGUUCUACUGUAUAUCCUCUAGCAAUUGCUGCACAUCCCCAAGAACCUAAUCAGUUUGCCAUAGGCCUAACAGAUGGCAGUGUUCAAGUUUUCGAGCCUCUUGAGUCUGACGGCAAAUGGGGCGUUCCCCCACCUGCUGAAAAUGGGACAUCAGGUAGCAUGCCUUCCACUACCGCACCUCCAGCUGUUGCUUUAGAUCAACCCCAGAACAUGGAGUGAACACAUCAACAUCUCCGUUUACUCAUAUAAAUCAGUUGAAGGAACUUAUAUGUAAUAUGUAGGAAACUUGGUAAGCCUUUAAUAGCAAGCUUUCUUUCAUGCA
This is a messenger RNA of Populus nigra (black poplar), 3559 nucleotides long. RefSeq names its product topless-related protein 1-like. The transcript is spliced from 25 exons. Gene Ontology annotation, biological process: regulation of DNA-templated transcription. NCBI's taxonomy places the organism in Eukaryota, Viridiplantae, Streptophyta, Magnoliopsida, Malpighiales, Salicaceae. The coding region runs from base 163 to 3456 and encodes 1097 amino acids. The record is from RefSeq and is a predicted model, not a curated record. Gene Ontology annotation, molecular function: protein binding.